This is a messenger RNA of Pararge aegeria (speckled wood butterfly), 7748 nucleotides long. It is a transcript of the gene Stim, whose product is annotated as stromal interaction molecule homolog. The transcript has 14 exons. Gene Ontology annotation, cellular component: plasma membrane; endoplasmic reticulum. Gene Ontology annotation, biological process: intracellular calcium ion homeostasis; store-operated calcium entry; activation of store-operated calcium channel activity. Bases 187 to 2286 code for a protein of 699 amino acids. The record is from RefSeq and is a predicted model, not a curated record. NCBI's taxonomy places the organism in Eukaryota, Metazoa, Arthropoda, Insecta, Lepidoptera, Nymphalidae. Gene Ontology annotation, molecular function: calcium channel regulator activity; protein binding; calcium ion binding.
UUUCUGUGAUAAUUUUGCUACUUUUAUGUUUUGUGACCGUGGCCCGUGCGAUGUGGUUUUAGAUGAUAAUUUAAAAAUCCUCUUCUUUGAUGGAUUAGGAUGUGUAUAGAGUGCAGUGUUACGACUGUGUUGUUUUAUUUUUGUGGACAAUUUAUGCCUUACUAUUAGUGCUAUAGAAUUAUCACGAUGCGUAUUGGUUUAGUGUUAUAUUGGUGCGUAUUUAUUCUUCAUCUGUGUAAAGCGAAUGAUGGGGAGAGGACAGAGUCCAGAGAAGGCCGAAGAGCUCAAUGGGGCCCCAUGGUGAGAAGCGGGUCCUUCAUGAGCGAUUCCGCCGCCGCAGCUUCAAACGAACUCAUAUUACUAGAAGCGUGCAACAAUGACGCUUUGUGCCUCCAAGACCACGCGGGACUGGAAGCCAUCACCCAGCUGCAUCGCCAGCUCGACGACGACGCGAACGGCAACGUUGACCUCAGCGAGAGUGAUGAUUUCCUCCGCGAAGAGUUGCAGUACGACAGUGGCUACGAGAAGCGGCAGCGCGCCUUCCAUCACAAUGACGACAUGCAUAUCUCCGUCAAGGAGCUGUGGGAAGCUUGGCUGCGCUCUGAGGUGCACAACUGGACUGUAGAACAGACAGUAGAAUGGCUUUCGGAAUCUGUGGACCUGCCCCAGUACAAAACCCUUUUCGUUCAACAUCGCGUCACCGGUGCUACAUUGCCAAGAUUGGCAGUAAACAACAUGCAAUAUUUGAGCAACGUGCUGGGCAUCAAGGAUCCCAUUCACAAGCAGAAACUGGCCCUCAAAGCGAUGGACGUCGUGCUAUUCGGACCCCCGAAAGAAGGCAGUCGAUGGAAGGACUGGUUGCUCGCGUCGUUGCUGCUCGGAGCUGUGGUGGGCGGCUGGGCGGCGCUGCGGGCCGGGCGCGCCAGCAGGCAUCAGGUGCAGAGAAUGCUGCGUGACAUGGAACAGCUCCGGAAGGCGGAGAUGGCGCUCGACGAUAUGCAAAAGGAACUCGAAAAGGCGCGCCUCGAACAGGAAAAUGUGGCGACCGAAAAGAAGAAUCUAGAAAAGAAACUACGGGAGGCUGGGGAUACUCCGCUGUUGAACUCCGCGUCAUCUGAUCUCGAAGUCUCGCAGCUGAAAGCCGAAAUUGAAAUGCUCAGAGGUGAACUGCGACGUGCGGAGGGCGAGCUCGAGGACAGGUGCUGGGCUCCCCCACCCGGAUUGCAACAGUGGUUGCAGCUGACACACGAGGUGGAGAACAGGUCGUAUUUGAGGAAGAAACAGCAAGCAGAUAUGCAGUUGCAACAGGCCAGAGACGCUUGUGAAAAGCUACGUAAGAAACGUUCCAGUCUGGUCGGAGCGUUCGUCUCAACACACGGCAAAUCCAUAGAUGAUGUGGACCGAUCCAUCGUUGAAGCAAGAACCGCCCUCAACGAAGUUACCCAAGAAUUGCAGGAACGCAUGCAUCGAUGGAAGCAAAUAGAGCGUCUGUGCGGCUUCAACAUAAUAAAUAACAACGGGCUACAGUUCCUAGAGAGCACCCUGUACAGGACUGCGAACGGACGACAGGGUAGAGUGCGCAUGAGCAGUUCACAAGACGACCUCAGCGUGGGCGAUGACACUUCCUUGUGCGGCUCAGUGACAGACAACUUUGGCUGGCGCGAGGACUCGUCUGGGAGUGAAGCCGAUGCACCACAUUAUCCGUUAGACCUAAGACUUGCUGAGGCUAGAUUGCAACUAGAAGAGCGCAUGGCGCAAGAGGUGCGUGAGAAGGGAAUAGACGAGAGAAGGAUAAACGAUAAGCGGGGCAUUGACGAGAGAACGAGAGGGUCGUAUAAUGACGUCAGGAAGAGUCCGACUGAUGACAGGCGGCGCGAUCCCGUGCACUUCACAUUGGGGGGAGACAAUGUGAACUGGACCGGAGAAGACCUAACUCGCGCAAUCCACUCACAAUCGCAACCGCAACUACGUGCCUCCAUGCGAAGCAUCAGCGGGGCACCUUUACCCCCUCCCAGACGACCUGUGUCUUCCGGACAGAUUCAAAGAUCUCGCAGCACCGACAUCGUCCCAUUUAACCCAGACGAUCCAAAACCAUCGCAAAGGCAACCCUUUACAAGACAAAAAACAGUGGCUGAAGGUAACGAGCAUUCUGAAUCGCCUUCCAGCAACACUCCCCCAGAAGAAGAAUCAACUGAUUCCUCACUAAUGGACGACGAGGGUUUACCCAAAGCGAGGAAGCGACGCAUCCAUCUACCCUUCGGGAAAAAAGCCAAAACACCUGCGUGACAAUCGUCCUGACUUCCUGACGCUUUCACGAUAUACAAGUUCCCAAUAGGCAUCCCGUGUGUCAAAUUUACGGAUAUUAAAUACAUGUAUUUAUUUUUCUUUUACUAUUCAUAUUCAUUGUCUGAGAUUGGUAUUCGCGCUUAAUUUAUGAGUGCUCUAUAAACACUUUGUAAUCUAUUGUAUAUACAUUUUUGAGUACUUAAAUUAUUUGGUUCGGGAUUAUUUAUGUUAUUACUAUUUACUUAGGAAUGUAUGUAGAUUGACGAGCCAUUAAACUAAAAAAAUAUUUUCUGCUAACUAGAUAUGUAAACGUAUGGACAGGUAAAGCCGUUUUCUACUGAAUAACGUUUGCAGGACGUUUUACUUUGUUGUGAAGCAUUUCUAAUGUGCCUAAAAUUUUCAUAGUUAUUAAAAACGAUUUUUUUUUCUCGAAGCUUACGCUUAUAAAUACAUUUAUUUAUAUUCCAAUAUUUUGUGGCGUCAAGUCUACUUAAUUAUUGACGGUAGCUGUCUUUAUUAAUUAAAUUUAAUGGUUUACGAGAGCGAGUGAAUGGUUUUAGCUUCGACCAUUUUUAUCUUUUUUAUUACUAUCCGAGAUUCCGAUUUUAAAUACAUCUAUUUAUUGUCCGAUAUUUAUGGCCUAAGUCCAUUUAAUUAUUUUCAGUUAUUAUCUUAAUGACAGUAUACAAUGACCGAGUGAGUGGUUUUUUGAUUUUACCCAUUAUUAAAGUAAAUUAAUUUAUUUUGCACGUUUGCUUUUAUUGUGUUAGCUAUUCGAAUGCACCGGUUGAAAUUUUACUUUAUGUUUUAUAUGAAUUAAAAAAAACCCGAAUUUUAAACUAUAUUGACUUAAGUGCGUGCAUAUUUAACAUUGAUUAUUAUUUUAGUUCAGUCAUUUGGUAUUUUUUCCUCAAAAGUUGAUAUUUUCUUAGUUUUGAUCAAAUAACUAGAUACGAGAGAACACGUGUGUAGGAGUUAACUUUGCAGAGCUUGUGUGCUGAAACUAUUCAUUUCACAAAAAAAAACACGAAAUUAUCUGAGCUUUACCAAACUUUCUCCUUCAUAAAAUGAAUCGGAAAAUAGACAUGGUCAAAAAUCUUAUUGUUUGCGCUAUUUUUUAAGAUGCUGACGCAAGUUUUAAAAGAUUAAACAAAUCAUCACGAUUCCGAAUGUAUAGUGUUUAGUAUUAUGUCUCAAAUUUUUACUUUUUAAAGGUAAAAUUGUUUGUUGCGCAAAGCUCGUAACGACUUACCCCAGCUUAGGAAAAAUAAACUAUACCAAUUUGAAAAACUACCGAAACAUUCUUCAGAAGGGCUUUAUUCAAUAUGAAUAUAAAUGACUGAACCAUGCUCCGUAUAGAUAAAUAUGACGCUAUUGUGUAAAAUAAAAUCAAUUGUAUGUUUAUAUAAUAAUUAUUGUUUUAUCCUAAUUUAGAAACCAAUUUUAUCAUGUCAACCGUAUUUCUUGAAUAGCUUUUUGGAAUGUUUCAUUUAGUUUUAUUAUUUAUUUUGUGCUUUCAUUAAUUCACAUUAUUUCAACAGUUUUAGUGUAAAAAUAGGUGCAUAUAGUUAUUUAUAAAUAGAUAAAAAGAUUUUUUUUAUCAAAGAUUUUAUCGCCUGAUACUGAGAACUUCACAACGCUGUUUUCAUGUACGAAGUCAUUCGGUAUUUUAUGACGCUAAUAUACCCCGCAUUAUUAAAUGCCGCAUGUCUUAGUGGUAAUGUAAAAUGACAUUUAUUAAUGACACAAGAGUGGCAUCACCCGUUUUAAGGUUAGACACUUUACUCCAAUGUAAUAAAUUUAUGAUUUUAAAGUUCAUUGCAGGCAUUCGUGGCAUUAUCAUAUAAAAUUCUUAAAUGGCAUUGGGCCGUAACAAAAGGAUUUGGGUGGGUUUGCAUAAUAUCAAAACUCAAAUGUUUUACAAUUUUUCUAAUCAAAUUAGAUAAUUUCUAACAUUUAUAAGUAAUCAAAACAACAUAUUUGUGUUGUAGGCACAGUCAGAACUCAACUCGUUUUACGUGUGUGUCCUAAUGGACGGAACACGUAAAACGGGUUGAGUUUGACGUAUAAUGACGUCAUCGUCAUUUGUGCCUACAACUUACGAAUUAUUUUGUUAUAUAAGGGGUUUGCAAUGAACAAAAAUAUUUUUUGGAUACAUCUCUGGCAAUUGGGAUUAAAUGAAAUGGAAUAUUGUAAAAAGAUGUCGCACUUAAACGUUUCUACUUAAAUAUAGUAGUUUAUUGAAAUGAAUAAUAUCAAAAGCAAUAUUAUUAAUAGUUUUAGUAGGUAUAUUUAUAAUAAAACAUCCUAAUAGUUAAUAGUGAAGUAAGGUUAUAUAAGAAUAGCGAAAAUAUACCAUUAAAGGAAAUCUUAUUAAAUUCUAAAAAAGUAUUUGAUAAAUUAUCAUUUUUACAUACAAAGACUAUUAAAAACACAGGUGUUUCUAUACAUUUAUUAUUAUUUAGUUAUGCGGAAAAGUAAAUCGGUUGUGUUUUUUUUUUGUAUAGACUACUUUCGACUAUUGGAAUACUUGUAUUCAAUGUGUAAAAUGUAAAAUAUAUACAUAUUAUUAUAUUACCAUAAUAUCGCAUCAUUCCCUAUUGUUUUGUAGUAUGAUAGCGAUAUAAUUGCCCCUUAGAUUUAAUUAUAUAGAUUAAUUUUAAGAAAAUUUGGUGCUAAAUGAAUCAUCAGACUGAAUCGUGGAUGGCUCAAGUAUUUUUUUCUACGAUUUGACUAAAACAAAUUGUCGAUUUCCUUACUUGUCGCCAUCUGUUAAUGCAUGUUUUUAUAUUGUACUUACACGAUAAACGUUUUCCGUUUGGUGACUUAUAGACCGAAGAGUAUUUAAAAGUAAAUCUUAGUUUAUGCUACAGUUGAACUUUAGAAACACUCACCCACACGUUGGUGCCAUCGUUAGUACCAACGUUGGUAAGCAUACACAUCUAUAUAACGUUAGUUUACUCUAGGUAGAGUCGGUAUGAAGGUGUAUAAUUUAAAAGUUGCUUUAAUUUCUUUUGCAAUACUGUGUGCUCACAUAUAAGUAAUAAAAACUGUAAUAAGCGUAUAGUUAUUGAAUAAUUACUCAUCGGGAGUACCGGCGACAGUAUAGCCGAGGCGGCAUACCGCAAGCGUUGCGGGCCGGUGAUAACACCGCACUUCUCCGAAUUGCACCCGUAUUCGCUGCUCUGUCGACUAACUAUACAGCCUUUACACCUAUGACACUUAUAAUUAUUUUGCUAAUUAAAAAAAUACAAAACGUUAUAGUAGAUGACAUCGUAGCGUAAUUUGACACAUGCACUUUCGAUGCGUGCUGUCAAUCUGUACUUCACGAAUAUUUGUACAUCGACCGAGAUUUACAUUUACAAACGAGUGUUUAUAUCUUUGUAUAUACCCCUACCAAUUUAGAGGCUGGCUCCUCUCCUGGUCAAUUUAAAGAAUAUUAUCAUAAUUGGUAUUUUCAAUCCAACCCGUAUUGAAAACCCCAAUAUUUAAUUAUACUAUUUUUAUUCAAAUAUACUGUAGUAUAAACUAGGAUCUUAAUGUCUCGAAGACGUGAACUUUUGCAAUAUUGUAUUUUACAGUACUUAACACCCAUUAAUGUAGCACCUUAAAGUAUAGCCAGUGGUACAAGAUAAAGAAAGUAAACAAAAACUUUAAUUGUGUAAUAUCCGGUAUGGAAAAGAAUUUAUUUAAAAUGUCUUACCAGAAAUAAUCUGUUUGACGACCUAUGCCGAAUGGUGAAUGCUACGGUAUUAUAAAUUCAGUCCCCUGCGGAGGCAAUAUGUGAAUAUAUAAUUUCUGAACUGUCUGUGGUUUGAGAGACCUCGGACGUGGCUAUUUACCACUCUACCGACAAAUAUGAGAAGCGAUUUAGCGUUCCGGAACGAUGCAGCGUAGAAUCCAAUUAGGUAAUAAUAUAACUGCCUCUAACUGGUUAGUCCAGUAAGAUCUUAGAAAGCAUUUUUACUUACUAUCAUGUUAGAUUGCAACCAAGGGCUUACUUUGAGAGGAAUAAAGGACUAAGAUUUUGAUGUCUUGAAAUAUCGUUACUAUCGACAUACCUUUCUCUAACCAACGAAGGCGUUAGAGCUUACGUACUUUAUCUCGUUUCGUUCGUCUUGCUUUAGACAAAAAUUUAAUUAAUUUAUAUGUAUACAAAAUUCCGCCGCUUAUUUGCUCCAUACAGUUCGCGGCAGUUCAAAAUAGCCCAAUUCAAUAUAAUUUUAUACUUAUCAGGUAUUGUAAUAGUUAAUUUUUUAAUUAUGAAAUUGUUAGUUUUUAAAUGGAGUCACAAAACUGCAAAUAUGUCGCAGUGUUUUAGACAAUAUUCACGAAUUGUGUUGAGUGCUACUAGCUACGUUUGCCGACCAUUUGACUACAUAAUUUACGCGGGGAUAACCGAAAUGGAACUUGCACGGCGAACUCAUAAAAAAAGAAACGAACGAGCGAGUGAUUCAAUGAGCUAAUUUUGUAGUGUAUGUCUCAUCACCAUCAAUAGCUUAUAACAGGCAACUGCUCGACUGAAAGCCUCUCCCAACAGGAGAGUUUGCUAAUAAUAACCCCGCUGUGCAGCAGGUUGGUGAUCGCGGUAAAUGUUAGUAGUAGGCCAUUCUCUGUUAUAUUCUCUUAGUCGCCUCGUACGACACCUACGGGAAGAUGAGUAGUGACAACUGUAUUCUGAUCUGCAGUCAUCUAUAUAAACGUAGUGCUAAAAAGGGCGACUAAAAGCUGUUUUGCUAACGUGUCUGACGUAGGUAAGGGAGGUGCAGUUUAGCUGUAACUAUGUAUUAGCAAAAUGUCAACAAGUCACCUUAUUCAUUAGUACGGCAGAUGUGGGGUCGGUAAAACCGUCUUCUUUAUUAUUCCUUUUCCAGUUAAUUCUAUCAGCUCAUUAUCUAUUUCUUUUACAAGCUUAACCUUAUAACUCAAUUCAUCCAUCUCAUUUUUGGGAAAAGGAACCCUAAGUGUCACCAUUUCAGAGUGUCCAUUCAAGUGACACCUAAUAGACCUCAGGUCAGGUGAUAGGUCUUUUUGAUUGUCCUUCGUUUAGUUUGUCUAUGCAAAGAAAGAAAUUGAACAUUGUUCUGGUAAACAGAUUUUCAACCCUCCACAUCACUAAAAUUUAAUAAUAGAUCGACAAACCCCGCCCACCUUCACAGGAGCAAGCAAGAUCAUUGGGUAAAAGUUGCGUUCCGUUAUUCGGUGUUGCCAUUUAUAGGUGAUGUGACAAACUACUGUGAACUCUAUAUAAUAUUUGAAAUGAAAAAAAAAAGAAAGUGUUUUCUGGUGGUCGGCAAAUAUGUAUUUUGUCCUAAUUUUAUCACAUUUGGAUCAUAUUAUCAAAGGAACACGCUGUAGUAUGAAAUCUGUACAGUGAACCCCAGAUCUGACAGUUGUGUAACAAAAGACAAAUCGUGAUAAAAAAAAGUUGUUAUAAAAGUUAAUAAAUUGAUCUAAAAAUA